UGAACACACACCCCAUACACACAAGAAUUGCUUGCUUUCACUGAAAAGGUUAUUUAGAGUUUGGUUUCUGUGUUGGUUCCUUAAUUCUCGUGGCUCUUGGGGACUUUGAUUUCGCCAGAGAAGUAUAUUCUGGUGUACUCUGUGCUUUCACCCUUGUGCUGCCCGCGUUUGAUGAAAUUUCGGCGCACAAAGUGCCUGGAAUCGAACCUCGGGAUCGGUAUCGUUCAGCACCGUGGUAAAGCCUGUGGUAACGUCACGAUCCACGUCCGUCCACGAUUAAUGUCAGGCAUAUCGAGUGCCAGGCUCUCCGAAGAGCGGAAGGCAUGGAGAAAAGAUCAUCCUUUUGGAUUUGUAGCAAGACCGACCAGAAGUGUGGAUGGAACGCUUAACUUGAUGAAUUGGGAAUGUGCGAUUCCUGGCAAGAAAUCUACACCAUGGGAGGGUGGACUCUAUAAAUUGCGUAUGAUCUUCAAGGAUGACUAUCCGUCGAGUCCGCCAAAGUGUAAAUUCGAGCCUCCACUAUUUCAUCCAAACGUAUAUCCCUCAGGAACUGUGUGUUUGUCACUCUUAGACGAGGAAAAAGACUGGAGACCAGCUAUCACCAUCAAACAAAUUUUACUUGGCAUACAGGACUUAUUAAACGAACCUAAUGUCAAAGAUCCAGCCCAAGCAGAAGCAUAUACAAUAUAUUGUCAAAAUCGCUUGGAAUAUGAGAAGCGUGUCAGAGCUCAAGCUAGAGCAAUGGCUCCCCAGGAAUAAGUCUAUAUUAAGUAUCAUUAAAUUCAAAUAUUCCAACAUAUAAAGAAGUCAUUGUAUACCUAUAGUAUAAUAUUCUAAUAUUUGAUCAACGUUUCAUAUCUUUUUUAUAAGUGACAUUAAAUGUACAACGUAGUUAAUUUUCUAUUUUCUGCAUUUUCGUUUGUGUAACAAAAUUCUCAUGCACUAUCAUCAAUAGAUUAUUCGUUAUAUUAAGUACAAAAAAAAUGAGGUAUUGUUUCCCCUUAAAAAAACUAUUACGUACCAUACGUUGUUAACAAGUUAAACUGUAUUUCAGAAGUUUUUUUGUUAACAGUUUGUCCAUAUAUUAUGAGUUUACGCAUUUUUCUAAACUAAAGUAUAAUUCGUAAGGCUUGCUGGCAAUUACUGAUAAGUCUGUGGUGAACUGUGAAUCCAAUUCUACAAUAAAAAUGAAAAGAACAACGCUUAUUUCCUCUUCAACCCACAAGCACUCUAUGUUUCUGACGAACAUGUAUUUAAAACUAUUUUGAGAAUUGUAUAAGUACAGAAAUAAAAUUACGAUUUAUUUAA
Molecule: messenger RNA, 1308 nt
Organism: Megalopta genalis
Lineage: Eukaryota; Metazoa; Arthropoda; Insecta; Hymenoptera; Halictidae
Gene: lwr
Product: ubiquitin conjugating enzyme lesswright
Source: RefSeq, a predicted model, not a curated record